AGUCGUGUGCCCUUCAUCACUCGCCAAUUCCCCGUCCGCCAUCCUGCUUCUUUUGCGCCAUCAAGCUUUUGCGAUAUCCCGUCUGCAUCCGGCAGCACACCACGUCAGCUUCGCACAACUGCGACAACACAGCCAAGCAUCCACAACACGUGGUCGCAAAUCGGCCCUUCAAGCCUGGUGCUCGACCAAGUCCAUGCGCUCAUCUCUCUAAGUGUCUUGGGAUCCUGUGCGCACUCGCUUUGUUGUCUGCAACCCUUUCUUUGUCACAGUCACACAACACAUUUCAGUCAUGCCGGCCGUCAGAGGCCUCAGUAUGCCGUCAGUACGCUUGGUGCUGUCGUACGUUUUUGAUUGGAUCUGUAUAAUAGCUAUAGCCGCUGUUGGAGCAGGAUGGGAGUUCCUGACGCCCUACAAGCGACCAUUCUCCCCUGUCAAUCUCGACAUAUCGUAUCCGUUUGAGCACAACGAGACAAUUCCAACAUGGCUUAUGGCCGUCAUAGGUCUCGUUAUCCCAGCUGCUGUCAUCUUCUUGGUCUGCAUUGUCUUUGUGCCGGGUCCAACAGCCAGCCGAGGGACUUCCAAGGCGCUCAUCUGGAGGAGGAAGCUUUGGGAAUGGAACACGGGCUGGAUGGGACUGGCGCUGUCUCUUGCGACCGCCUUCAUGGUCACCCAGGGCAUGAAGCUGUUGUUCGGAAAGCCGCGUCCCGAUCUGCUGUCUCGCUGCCAGCCCGACCUCAGCCGUCUUCAGGAAACCGCUGUCAACCCCAUUGUCGGCGUUGACUUCAACGCGGCAUGGGUCCUUGUCACAGACGCAAUCUGCACGAACGAAGACGAGGACAUCAUGAAGGACGGCUUCAAGUCCUUUCCCAGUGGCCACGCCAGUUUUUCCUGGGCCGGCCUUCUCUACCUGACCCUGUUCCUGGCCUCGAAAUUCUCCGUGGCCAUCCCCUUCCUCGCCCCUCGUCCAUUCUCCACGAACCCGGCGUAUACCUCCGCCGUGACACGCUCAAACCUUAAGUCGCGUAUUUCAACCGACCGCUCGGUCCUCCCUGUCCACAAACAAGAAUCAUCGCUCUCACACACCGGCAUCACCGACAACGACGCAGUGGUCCCCAUCCGCUAUCAGUCCGCCGCCCCGCCCGUCUACACCCUCGCACUCGUCCUCACCCCUGUCGGAACCGCUAUUUACGUCGCCAGCACGCGCUUCACAGACUUCCGGCACUUCGGCUUCGACCUGCUCUUCGGCAGCCUGAUCGGCAUCACCACAGCCUGGUUCUCGUUCCGCUGGUACCACCUGCCCAUCACGCGCGGCGCCGGCUGGGCAUGGGGUCCACGAAGCUACGAGCGCGCGUGGGGCAUCGGCGUGGGCGUUGGCAGCUACGUGGGCGUCGAGGGCUGGAGCCGCAAGGGCCAGAGCGAGACGCUGAAGAAUGGCGCGGGCGGCGGCGCGGAUACGGCUCAGCGCCAUGGGUAUGCCGCCGAGGCGACGAGCCAGGAUGGCAUCAUUGAGAUGGAGAGGAGGGAUGGGUUGAGGGCGCGGAAUGACGCUACGGCCGCCGACGAGCCGAUAUACGUGCCGCACGCCCAGGGCGCGCAUGCUGUGUAAUUUGGUCUUGGCGUGUUCAAAGUAUGUGUUCGAUUAUCGUCUUUGCUGUUGUUGUAUACCACGGGGGCUCGCACUCGAUUCUGGGAUUAUUUGGGUGUAAAUGUAAAUCAGCAA
Messenger RNA from Boeremia exigua, 1720 nucleotides. RefSeq names its product PAP2 superfamily-domain-containing protein. Gene Ontology annotation, molecular function: phosphatidate phosphatase activity. The coding region runs from base 290 to 1606 and encodes 438 amino acids. The transcript has 3 exons. Gene Ontology annotation, biological process: phospholipid metabolic process. The record is from RefSeq and is a predicted model, not a curated record. Lineage: Eukaryota; Fungi; Ascomycota; Dothideomycetes; Pleosporales; Didymellaceae.